AUGAGACACCAGCACAGCCUCACCAUGAGACACCAGCAGAGCCUCACCAUCAGACACCAGCACAGCCUCACCAUGAGACACCAGCACAGCGUCACCAUGAGACACCAGCACAGCCUCACCAUGAGACACCAGCACGGAUUCACCAUGAGACACCAGCACAGCCUCACCAUGAGACACCAGCACAGCCUCACCAUGAGACACCAGCACAGCCGCACCAUGAGACACCAGCACAGCGUCACCAUGAGACACCAGCACAGCCUCACCAUGAGACACCAGCACAGCCUCACCAUGAGACACCAGCACGGAUUCACCAUGAGACACCAGCACAGCCUCACCAUGAGACACCAGCACAGCCUCACCAUGAGACACCAGCAGAGCCUCACCAUGAGACACCAGCACAGCCGCACCAUCAGACACCAGCAGAGCCUCACCAUGAGACACCAGCACAGCGUCACCAUGAGACACCAGCACAGCCUCACCAUGAGACACCAGCACGGAUUCACCAUGAGACACCAGCAGAGCCUCAUCAUGAGACACCAGCACAGCCUCACCAUGAGACACCAGCAGAGCCUCACCAUGAGACACCAGCAGAGCCUCACCAUGAGACACCAGCACAGCGUCACCAUGAGACACCAGCACAGCCUCACCAUGAGACACCAGCACAGCCUCACCAUGAGAUACCAGCACAGCCGCACCAUGAGACACCAGCAGAGCCUCAUCAUGAGACACCACACAGCGUCACCAUGA
This is a messenger RNA of Knipowitschia caucasica, 747 nucleotides long. Lineage: Eukaryota; Metazoa; Chordata; Actinopteri; Gobiiformes; Gobiidae. The record is from the annotation of a GenBank genome assembly.